AAUUGGUCGCCAAAUGGUCGAAAAAUGAGCAACCCGACCGUCGGGUUUUCAUACGGCUAAACGACGUCGGAGAGACGUCGACUAAUGCGACGAAAAUUUUGCGACCACUUUUAGCAGUUGAUUCGACCAUCAUAUUAUAAGACAAUACGACCAUAUUAUUUUAGGUCAGUUUAACUACUUUUUCAACGCCUUUUCCACCGUCGCAUAAUUGAAAAUUUUUCAACGCCUUUUCCACCGUCGCAUAAUUGAAAAUUUUUCAACGGCUUUGCGACCGUUGCAUAAUUUAAGAUUUCUCAACGUAAAAUCCACCAUUUCCCCAUCCAAGUGCCAUGCUUCCGCGAUUCUCAAGUCAGUCCACACCAUCACAUUGUGCUCAUCGAGUCACACUUAUUUCUUGUCCUUCCAAAUUAAAAAAUAAAUCUUCAUGUCAUCCCAAAUUGACAAGGCAAAAAAAUAUUCCAUAGUCCAAUUCGAUUCCUCAGGGACAAAGUUAGUUGAGAUUGUCCCAAUAAUAUGGAUCGAAGAAGACCAGAAAGAAGUAUUUUGGCCACCUUGUAAAGGAUCUGCCUUAAAGACUAUGGUGAAAAAGUGCGAAAUUGUUCCGCUGCCAUCCUGGACUUCUCACACUUUUGAAAAAAUUCUAGGAAGUUAUGGUAAGAUUUAGAAACAUCUUUUGUUGUAUAAUAAAAUGUCGGUUCAAUGUAUGGCCUGUGAUAAUUUACUAUUAUUAUUAGGUUCAUUUCACGACGCCUGUUUGAAGCUAAAACAAGCUGAGGAUACCUCAAACAUUGAAAGUAGCCAGGAGGACGACAUUGGAAUCCGACGUGGACGCAGGGUCCAGAAAAAGAAGGAUGUCGUAAUUGAGAGCCGUGAUUCAAGUAGUGAUUCUGAAUUGGAUCUGGAUAAUAGUUUAUUCCUUGCUCCUCCCACAACGCAAAUCAGUGAGGAUCAAUUUGACAUUACGAUCGAAUCUACCGGCGACCAGCCCCACCCUCCAGAUGAGAAUAAUCAGCAGGUAGCAGUCGUUCCAGAAAUUCCUCAACCUGUUAUCGUUCAAGAGGAUUUUGAUGUUGAACAGGAUCCUAAGUUAUUUUUGGCGACGGCAGCGGAUACAGCUGACAUCAAGUCUCUAAUUGAAGGCAUGUUUUUGUUAAUAUGUUAUACAUAUUAUAUUUCUAUAUUUAUGGAUUCAUGA
This is a messenger RNA of Folsomia candida, 1195 nucleotides long. RefSeq lists its product as uncharacterized. The coding region runs from base 689 to 1195 and encodes 168 amino acids. The transcript is spliced from 3 exons. The record is from RefSeq and is a predicted model, not a curated record. NCBI's taxonomy places the organism in Eukaryota, Metazoa, Arthropoda, Collembola, Entomobryomorpha, Isotomidae.